GCUCGAGCUCGCCACCAUGGAGCUGGGCAUGUCGGUGCUCGCUCUGGUGCGACUUGGCAGCCUCUCACCGGAUUCAGACAGCUGCACAUGUCGGACAUGUGGUAGUGGUUGGCACAGGCGCUCGCAAGCGAGAAAGUGGCUCCGUCUCUGUUCUUCUGCGCAGCGGCUCGGAGAAGAGGGAAAGGUCUCUGUAUUUCCUCUGAAAGAGAGGGGGGAGGAAAUGGACAAAGCGCUGAAGAAAGUUGCGAGCUUUUCCAUACCCAAGAAAGCCAAAGAGGAGAUCUCCUCCAUCGGCGAAGAUCUCUCUCGCUUUUCGAGCACUGUGGAGGAGAAGGCCAAGUGGAUCUUUGAAAAGCUGAAAGGCAAACCAUCGAAAUCUCUACCAGAUCUCCUCCGUGAAUAUGGGCUACCACAAGGCCUCUUUCCCAGGAACAUCAUCUGCUACGAGUUUGACGAAUCAAAGUCAAAGUUGAUUGUUCACCUUCCUUCCACCUGUGAGAUCAGCUUCAAAGAUUCUUCUGUGUUAAGGUAUGCGACUCGGGUCAAGGCGACCUUGUCAAGAGGAAAGUUGUCCGGAAUAGAGGGCAUGAAGACGAAAGUCCUGGUCUGGGUCAAAGUUACCCAGGUGAGCCUAGAAAGCUACAAGUCCGACAAGGUCUGCUUCAUGGCUGGUGUGAAGAAACUAAGACCCAAGGAUGCGUAUGACAUGCCUCGCGAUUCUAUCACCGUAGAGGAGUUUUGAUGUGGCUGCAGAUCAUCCUAUGAUUCUUGAUUUAUGAUGUUGGAGGACAUGUUUGUCAUCAUUUACCCAUUGCAAUGGCUGCAAGUAAAACAUAAUUGUUUGACCUUAUCAAAGGAUGCAUAGUUUCAGAUUGUGGACUUCUGUUUGGUUGA
This is a messenger RNA of Musa acuminata AAA Group (dessert banana), 894 nucleotides long. RefSeq lists its product as uncharacterized. NCBI's taxonomy places the organism in Eukaryota, Viridiplantae, Streptophyta, Magnoliopsida, Zingiberales, Musaceae. Bases 17 to 742 code for a protein of 241 amino acids. The transcript is spliced from 4 exons. The record is from RefSeq and is a predicted model, not a curated record.